Molecule: messenger RNA, 1110 nt
Organism: Phytophthora nicotianae INRA-310
Lineage: Eukaryota; Oomycota; Peronosporomycetes; Peronosporales; Peronosporaceae
Exons: 2
Coding region: 1-1110 (369 amino acids)
Source: RefSeq, a predicted model, not a curated record
AUGAAGAACAGCACCCUAUACCCGCCAAACAGACAACACUUGAGUGACAACAUUGUAGCAAAGGUAUUUGUGCGGUCCGGCAUUCGUCGAGUCGUUUCAGCGCAGCUCACUAGCAACGGGGAUGGAGUUGAUACUGAUGGAAAGACACAACUUAUUUCCAAGGGUAUCCAAUCCAAUCUCGGCGACGUGAUGACCGCUUCCGUAUCGAGCAAUUCCCUCGCCACAACGAAGGGUGGCUCUACGACGACCGUCAAGCAAGUCAUCACUUCGACUCAACAUGCUGGCCCAACUCACAGCUCGGCUUCUUCACCGGCAGAUGUGCAAAUAAAGAUGAAGGUAGUCACCGUAAACGGAAAGAUACCGGAACUCAAAAUGACACCAGAGCUGGUGGAAGAUCUAUUUCAACUGGAUGCCAAACGUCGGACACAACGACGUGCAGCCCAACAGCGCUAUCGCAAGAUGAUUAACGACCGCACAGAUACUCUUGCCGUCGAUACGCAGCGCCUCAAAGAGGAGAUCACACAACUCGAAUUGCGAAAGAAACUCCUCCAUUCACGCAUUCCGUCAGAGGCAACACCCUGGAAUGUUGUGAGCCUCAUAAACACCAUGGCACCCUCGUGGCUGAAGGAAGCUCAGAGUCAGGCCGAUUUUCUGCUUCAAGUAAUGUCACCCGAUGUCAGUGUGAACAGCGGCAUCGGUAUCACUGCUCUUCUGCAAGAGUGGAGGCUCCUUCCACAAACAGGCGAGAAUUUAACAGUGCAUCUUCUACAUCUCGACUAUGACGAAACGGCUGCCAUGCUUGCAAAGGUCAGAGUGUGCGUCACUAUCACGAACGAAACGCUGCAUACCAAUUUCCCCCAGCUCGUUGAUUCAAGUAAAACAUUCAACCAGCCUUCUCCACGCACAGAAAAGAUUAUUGGGAAACAGAUUGUCAUCCCGUGUACCGUGCGCUUUGAUUGGGACUGCAGUACUGCUCACGUAGUGGCCAUUCGUUUCAGGCCAGAUUUGAUCACCCCCUUUAUGGACGUGCUUGGUAGUUUGAAGGACGUAGCCUCAGUGUUGGACAACCCGUGUCUGGUGUUGGGUGUGCAGCCAGCUAAGGUGGCAUAG